AUGUUGAAGAUGAUGUCCGGAGCUGUACACGCCGCCGAACGCGUCAUUCGCGCGCCUCCCCAAAGCAGCGCGAUUUCGAAACCGAGGGCGGUCUACAGCAUAGAUCAGAUACUGGGGAACCACCACCAUACGCGAAGAGGUGGUAACGUCCCCACCGCCAACAAUAACAACAACAACAACAACAACAACAGUCUCAGUGUUAACAACAACAACCACACCAUCGAUCAUGAAAAUUCGCUGAAACGUGAAGGAUCGCCGGUGGAGGUACACGAUAAUGGCGUCGACGUGGACCAUGACGACGAGCUGCCGAUCAUCGGCGAUAUCGACCCGAUGGACAAUGAUCCGAACGAUCUUGGACGACCGAGAAAAAUUAGAAGAUCUCGGACAACGUUCACGACGUACCAAUUGCAUCAACUGGAGCGGGCCUUCGAGAAAACGCAAUAUCCGGACGUGUUCACCAGGGAAGAAUUAGCGAUGCGGUUAGACCUCAGCGAAGCCAGGGUACAGGUUUGGUUUCAAAAUCGGCGAGCAAAGUGGCGCAAACGGGAGAAAGCCAUGGGUCGGGACACAUCUGCCUUCCUCCAUCACGAACAAGGUAUGCCGGAGUUUCCCCUGGCCCUGCCGCUCACCCACAACCUUCCACAUCCGGCCCUUCCGGGGACCGAAUUUUGGCCGCCGAACUUUGGCCUCCAUCCAUCGCUGAUGCCGGGCGCGCACGGGUUGCUGCACCCGAACGUGAUGCCCAACUACAAGAUACCGAACUUCCACGCCAUCCUCUCGCAGUACAUGGGACUGAAUAAUCUGUUCGGUGGCUAUCCGCAGAAUCUGAGCAUCAACACGGCACGCAUUAGCCCGCAGAACAGCCCGAAGGAGAGUCCCACGAGCAGCGUACCGAUACCACCGCCGGCCGUCAUUAGCAACAAUUGUAGCAACAGCAGCAACAGCAGCAGCAGCAGCAGCAGCAGCUCCAACAGUGCCAACAGCAUCAGCAGCAACAACAGCGGCAGCAACUCUAACAUCAGCGUUGGCAGUAACACAAGCAAAGAGUGUACCGUGGAGAAGUGAACCGAUCUUCUCUAGGAGAUCCUUAUGGAUGACAGGAAUUUAGCGUUAUAGGGGAAUAGAUUUUCACACGGUUGCAAUACGUUCGGGUAGUUGUGGGUACCAUUCUAAAUAUUCCAAUCAAACUUACUUUUGAGUCAGUCCACCGCUCCAAUAAUAAGCCUUUUGUAAAUAGCAUCUAGGAAGUUCGGUGUCCACCGAAAACGGAUCUUCCAAUGGGGCGAGUUAAGGCAUACAGAUACACGUGAUUUAUGUUAGGCGAUUUGUUUGGUUUAUUUUAGAUCUUGAGUUGACCGGUUGGUCAUCAUCUAAUAAGUGAGUAUACCGACAUGUAUCGAAGAUAAAAUGAAUAUUAGAUUGGAAUGGGUACUCCGGUAAACGUCUGUACAUAUUAUUUAAAGCAAAUGAAGCGGAGCAGUU
Anopheles coustani is the source of this 1482-nucleotide messenger RNA. RefSeq names its product retinal homeobox protein Rax (gene hbn). NCBI's taxonomy places the organism in Eukaryota, Metazoa, Arthropoda, Insecta, Diptera, Culicidae. The transcript has 5 exons. The coding region runs from base 1 to 1065 and encodes 354 amino acids. The record is from RefSeq and is a predicted model, not a curated record. Gene Ontology annotation, molecular function: DNA-binding transcription factor activity, RNA polymerase II-specific; RNA polymerase II transcription regulatory region sequence-specific DNA binding. Gene Ontology annotation, biological process: regulation of transcription by RNA polymerase II.